Molecule: messenger RNA, 2829 nt
Organism: Didymodactylos carnosus
Lineage: Eukaryota; Metazoa; Rotifera; Eurotatoria; Philodinida; Philodinidae
Source: the annotation of a GenBank genome assembly
AUGAGAAGUCUACGAAACAAUAUUAAUAUAAUGGUUGAACAAGUUCAUGAUGAUGGUAAUAUUAAUAAUGAACAAAAUUUUAACAAAAAAAUAACUAUUAUCGAUACUGCAAGUGAUCUACCUGAACUUGAUUAUCAUAAACAUAAAUUUUAUUUAAUUUCAUUUGAUGAUCAAACAACAGCCACGUCAAGUUGUUCAUCAAUGAAUGAUCAAAAUAAAUCAUUUGAAUCAGCAUCAUUUCAUACUAUUCAAUCGUACAAUGAUGAAAGUCAAGAACAACAACAACAACAACAACAACAUGGAUUUUUAUCUACCUUAAAACGAUUACAUUGUUUAACGUUAAAACGAAAAACUAAUCGUCGUAAAUCAAACAGUUAUAGAACAUUUUCAACGUUAAAUAAAUUUUUUAAAAGACAAACACAAACAGUACCGCAAUGUUAUGAUUUUAGAAAAUCACAUUCUAGUCCAGAAUUUAAUUCAUUUUCAACUAAUAAUAAAACAUUGAAAAAAAUAUCCAGUUUAACUACAUUUAAAUCGACUAUAACCGAUGAUCAACAUCAUAUGUCCGAUAAAACAGUCAGCGAAGAUAAUAACACUAAUACAUUAUCAUCAGUUGAAUUACUUAAUAGAAAUAAUGAACAUCAACAGCAAACUCCAAAUGAGAAUUGUAAACUAUCUGAUUCAUUCUCAAUAUCUCAUACACGUGAUGAGUCCUCAACUGUCGAACAUGAAAUUGAAAUUACCAAUGUCACGAAGGAAGGAUGUGAUAAAGGUCAUCGAGAUCAAUUUGAUUUUCUUAUGGUACUUGGUGCUGGUUCAUUUGGAAAAGUAUUUUUGGUACGAAAAAAUAUUGGACCCGAUCAGGGUAAUUUGUAUGCAAUGAAAGUAUUAAAAAAAGCCAGUCUUAAAGUUCGUGAUCGUCAAAGAACAAAAAUGGAACGUGAUAUUCUAGCUCAAAUCAAUCAUCCAUUUAUAGUUAAAUUACAUUAUGCAUUUCAAACGGAAGGAAAAGUAUAUCUAGUGUUAGAUUUUUUACGUGGUGGUGAUUUAUUUACUCGUUUAUCUAAAGAAGUAAUGUUUACCGAACGUGAUGUACAGUUUUAUCUCGCCGAAUUAGCAAUGGCCUUAGAUCAUUUACAUUGUUUAGGUAUUAUUUAUAGAGAUUUAAAACCGGAAAAUAUAUUACUCGACAGCGAAGGUCAUAUUGCUUUAACAGAUUUUGGUCUUAGUAAAGAAUCAAUUCAUUCCGAAGAAGCAAAAACCUAUUCAUUUUGUGGAACAGUAGAAUAUAUGGGACCAGAAGUUGUAAGCAGAAAAGGACAUUCACAUGUAGCCGAUUGGUGGAGUUUCGGUGUAUUAGCUUUUGAAAUGUUAACUGGUCAUCUUCCAUUUCAUGGAUCAAAUCGAAAAGAUACAAUGAAUUUAAUACUAAAAGCAAAAUUAGCCAUGCCUCAAUAUCUUAGUCCUGAAGCUCAAAGUUUACUAAGAUCACUAUUUAAACGAAAUCCUGUUAAUCGUCUUGGUGCUGGAGCUGAUGGUUUUGAAAAUAUUAAAAAACAUCCAUUUUUUGAAUCAAUUGAUUGGUCUGAAUUAUUUAAAAAACGAAUUGAACCACCAUUUAUUCCACCAACUCAUAGUGAUUUUGCCCAUCAUUUUGAUAAAGAAUUCACAUGUAAAACACCUACAGAUUCACCGGGCAUUCCACCAUCGGCUGAUGCUCAUGGUUUAUUUGCAGGCUUUAGUUAUAUCGCUCCAGAAUUAACUGAACAACGAGUUAAUGAUCCACUCUACGUUGAUGAAGUAGAAAAACGAUUAAGAAAUAUAGCGGGAAUAAAACUACAACUAUUUUCUCAAGAUUUCGAUUUAAAAGAACAAAUUGGUCAAGGACAAUUUGCCAUAUGUCAUCGUUGUAUAAGUCGUCUAACAAACGUUGAAUACGCUGUUAAAAUAAUUUCCGAUUAUUCAUUAAAUGAUCCAACUGAUGAAAUUCAAAUAUUAUUGAAUUCUGCAAACUCACCAAAUAUAAUUAGGGUUCGAGACGUUUAUUUUAAUUCACCAAAAGUAUAUAUCGUUACGGAUUUAAUGCGUGGCGGUGAACUAAUGGAUAAAAUAUUCCAAGAAAAAUCACUAUCAGAAAAAGAAAGUGCAGGAAUUAUGUUUACUAUUGUUAAAACUAUCGAAAGUUUACAUCGUAAUUCAAUUGUUCAUCGUGAUUUACAACCAAGAAAUAUUAUGUAUAGUGAUCAAUCAAGACAUCCAACAACGCUAAAAAUUGUUGAUUUUGGCUUUGCUAAACAACUUCGUGCAGAAAAUGGUCUGCUGAUGACACCAUGCUUUACAAAAGAAUUUGCUGCACCAGAAGUAUUGCAACGAAAAAAAUAUGAUGAAUCCUGUGAUAUUUGGAGUUUGGGUAUAUUAUUAUAUACAAUGUUAGCUGGAACGACACCAUUUUCUUUUGAUCGAAACGAUACCAACGAUUUGAUAUUAUAUCGUAUUACGAAUGCAAAAUUAUCUUUUAAAGGACCAAAUUGGGAUAAAGUAUCACCGAAUGCAAAAGCUCUAGUAUCAUCAAUGCUUGAUAUUGAUCCGAAAAAAAGACCAACAGCACAUGAUAUAUUAAAUCAUAGCUGGCUCUCUAAUUUGGACAGAUUACCAGACCAAAAAUUAACAAUACCAGAUUGUAAACUUGUGCGGCACAAUCUAGAAGCCACAUUUCAUGCUAUCAAUGCUAACCCAAAUAAAUCACUCACACUUGGACCAAUUGAUGGUUCUGGUUUAUUUAAACGUCGUACACAACGGAUAACUCAACAAGCGGAAAAAGUGAAAUAA